AAGUUAUGGCAAUAAAGUUCAUUCUAUUUGGUCUACUUGUAAAUGUUCUCAUAUUCACAGAUGCACAAUCCGUAGGUGUGUGCUACGGGCGAAAUGGUGACGGUUUACCCUCACAACGAGACGUCGUAGCUCUUUACAGAAGCAACGGCAUAGGCAAGAUGCGGAUUUACGAUCCAGAUAUGGCUACUCUUGAAGCACUUAGAGGAACCAAUAUUGAAGUCAUGCUUGGUGUUCCUAAUGAUGUUUUGGAGUCCCUUAAUGAUCAAAACAGGGCAAAUACAUGGGUUAAUGACAAUGUACAAAAGUACUCGGAUGUCAACUUUAAAUACAUUGCUGUUGGAAAUGAAGUCGAUCCAAAUAACGAAAAUAGUCGAUACGUAAAUUUUGUACUCCCAGCGAUGCAAAAUGUUCACAGUGCUAUUAAAGGCGCGGGCCUAGAUAACCAAAUUAAGGUCUCGACCGCAACCUAUACAGGUCUUUUGGUGACCUCGUUUCCACCUAGCAAUGGUGCAUUUCACGAAAAUGUGAAAGGAUUUAUCGAACCAAUAAUAAAAUUUCUAGCCCAAAAUAACUUGCCAAUGCUAGCUAACAUUUAUCCUUAUAUUGGUUACCUUGGUGACCCUAAUGGAAAUCUACCAUAUGCAUUGUUCACCGCACCAGGAAUAGUUGUGACCGACCCUAACGGUCGUCAAUACUCCAACCUUUUUGACGCGAUGUUAGAUGCUCAUUAUGCGGCUCAAGCUCCUCUUGGUGGCGAAAAUGUGGAGAUUGUAGUGUCCGAAAGUGGAUGGCCAUCAGAAGGCGACCGUGGGGCAACAGUGGACAAUGCGAGGACUUACAAUAACAACUUGAUCCGACAUGUCAAAGGGACAACGGGGACGCCAUUAAAGCCUGGAAGAUCUAUAGAGACAUAUUUGUUUGCGAUGUUUGACGAAAACAAAAAAGGCGGAGCGGAGACAGAGAAACAUUUUGGGAUAUUUUCUCCAAACCAACAACCAAAGUAUCAGCUAAGCUUCAAUUAGAGAUAUUAACCAUUUGAAGAACUAUUAAAGAAUCGUAUAAUAAGUAUAUAUAGUUAAAAAGCAUAUGCAAAAAGUAAAGUUGUUCUAUACAACCUAAUAAAUAAAUUGAAUGUUCAAAAAAAUAUAAAAUAAAUUGAUAUGGAAUAAAGAAUGUUUGUUAUGCAUCAAGAGAGUGUAAAUGAGUCCGUUUUUUAAUGAUAAGUUUUUAUUUUAACU
Erigeron canadensis is the source of this 1238-nucleotide messenger RNA. RefSeq names its product glucan endo-1,3-beta-glucosidase-like. NCBI's taxonomy places the organism in Eukaryota, Viridiplantae, Streptophyta, Magnoliopsida, Asterales, Asteraceae. Gene Ontology annotation, molecular function: hydrolase activity, hydrolyzing O-glycosyl compounds. Gene Ontology annotation, biological process: carbohydrate metabolic process. Gene Ontology annotation, cellular component: plasma membrane. The transcript is spliced from 2 exons. The record is from RefSeq and is a predicted model, not a curated record. The coding region runs from base 6 to 1022 and encodes 338 amino acids.